AUGAAGACCAUCAUUAUUCUUUCCUUAGUCGCAGUGGCAUUAGCUGCGCCCCCGUCUUCACAGGAGCCAAUCCAGAUUUUGAGUCAAGAAAGCGAUAUCAACCCAGAUGGCUCUUUUAAGUACACAUAUGAAACCAGUAACGGUAUUUCCUCAUCCGCAAACGGAGAACUCAGAAAUAUUGGCGCCGAAGAGCCCGCCCUUCAAAUUCAAGGACAGUUCAAGUACCCAAGUGAAGAUGGACAGGAAAUUUCCCUGACCUACAUCGCUAAUGAGAAUGGUUACGUUCCUCAAGGAAGCAUACUUCCAACCCCUCACCCAAUCCCCGCCGAUAUCCAGCGCGCUCUUGACUACCUUGCCACAGCCCCUCCUCAGACUGGGAACUAG
Messenger RNA from Pararge aegeria (speckled wood butterfly), 384 nucleotides. RefSeq names its product larval cuticle protein LCP-17-like. The transcript has 2 exons. Bases 1 to 384 code for a protein of 127 amino acids. NCBI's taxonomy places the organism in Eukaryota, Metazoa, Arthropoda, Insecta, Lepidoptera, Nymphalidae. The record is from RefSeq and is a predicted model, not a curated record. Gene Ontology annotation, cellular component: chitin-based extracellular matrix. Gene Ontology annotation, molecular function: structural constituent of chitin-based larval cuticle.